Molecule: messenger RNA, 740 nt
Organism: Anopheles darlingi
Lineage: Eukaryota; Metazoa; Arthropoda; Insecta; Diptera; Culicidae
Gene: mRpL13
Product: 39S ribosomal protein L13, mitochondrial
Exons: 4
Coding region: 128-664 (178 amino acids)
Biological process (GO): translation; negative regulation of translation
Cellular component (GO): ribosome; mitochondrial large ribosomal subunit
Molecular function (GO): structural constituent of ribosome; mRNA binding
Source: RefSeq, a predicted model, not a curated record
CGCGCGUUUGUUUUGGAAUUUUUGCUGCCGCAAAAAUUUAUGGAUAAAUUUUGUUAACUUUAAAGUAACUUAUUGUUAAAACAGGAGAUUUUCUUGUCGCUUGAGCUAGGCAGUUCGAUUCGAUAAAAUGUCCUCUACACAGCGAGUUCAGCAAUGGGCAACAUUCGCUCGGCAAUGGCACAUAUUCGAUUGCACCUGGCAAAACCCGUUCGAGGCGGCAUCGCUCAUAAGGAAACAUCUAAUGGGUCUCCAUAAGCCAAUAUACCAUCCAUUAAAUGACUGCGGUGACCAUGUAGUGGUGAUCAACACUUCUGAAAUAGCCCUGCCUGGCGAUGAGUGGAAAAAACGUGCUUACUUCCACCACACCGGAUACGCGGGAGGCGCCAGUUGGACACUAGCCUGGCAGCUGCACGAGAAAGACCCUACCAUGAUCAUGAAAAAGGCCGUUUACCGUGCAAUGAAAGGGAAUCUGCAACGGCGCUACACGAUGCAAAGAUUGCAUCUAUUCAAGGACGAGGAGGUGCCUAAAGAAAUACUGGAAAACGUGACCAACCAAAUACGACAACCACGCCGAGUACCGGAACGGUUAGACAAAAUCGACGAGGAAGUUGUUCGUAACUUCCCCAAGAUCAUGGACUACCCACAGGAUUACAUUCUUCGAUAGGAAUGCGGCGGUGGCCAACCGGCUGAGCGUAGUUUGUCAACGGAUGCUGUUCGACAGCGAAAUAAAACGUACCGUU